AUUAUUUAUAAGAGAAUGAUAAAUUCUACUAUGAACGAUAUUAAAGCUGUGGGAUAAAAAUAUGAUUAUCUAACUAAGGAUAAAGUGGGUUAAGGAGCAUUUGCAGAUGUAUAUUUAGGGAGAAAUAAAUUAACUAAAGAAAGUGUGGCAAUAAAAGUAAUAAAGAGAUCAGUUUUAAGAAAAUAUGGGUAAAGGAUAAAUAAAUAAUUGAAGUGAUGAAAUAUUAGAAUAAAUUUUGAUGGAAGUAAAAAUAUUACAGGAAUUAGUAGAAGCAUGCAAAAAAGAUGUUUGUCCAUUUAUAAAUAGAAUGUAUGAGUGCUUAUAAACAGAUAAUCACAUAUAUAUAGUGUUAGAAUUUUGCAAUUAAGGGACACUAUUGGAUAAGAUAAACAAAUAAAAGAAGUUAGAUGAAAAUGAAGCUUUGUUCAUUUUAUUUUAAUUACUAUAGGCAUUAUCUUUAUUGGCAAAAAACAAUAUAGUUCAUAGAGAUAUAAAGCCUGAGAAUAUUUUUAUAAAGGAUGAUGUGUAUAAAUUGGGAGAUUUUGGAUUUGCUGAAUAGAAAUCAAUGUUUUAAACUCAUUUGGGAACAUUUCCUUAUAUGGCUCCUGAAAUAUUUAUAAACAAUGAAUAAGAUUCAAAAGUGGAUGUUUGGGCAUUAGGAUUACUUACACAUGAGAUGCUUUUUGGAGAGAUAUAUUUUAUAGGAAAGAGUCGUUUUGAGGUUGAAUAGAGAAUUUUGACUAAGGAGUAUAAUUUAGAUGAUUACAAAUAUUAAGUAUCAGAAUAAGUUAAGGAUUUAUUAAGAUAGAUGAUUAAGAAAGAGCCAAAAGAAGUAAGAAAUAAUAUUAUAAAAUAGAGAAUAUCAGCAAGUGAUGCUCUUAAAUUGCAUAUCUUUGAUAAAUUUAGAGAGGAUUUAAGAUUUUUAACAAUAAUGGAGAAUGAGAGAGAGUUUAUGAAAUAAUUUGUAGGAGAUGUUUCAUAGAAAUCUAUAUAAGAGUUUUAGAGAGAAGAGGAGGAGAGACAAAAGAAAGAGGAAGAGGAAAGAGCACAACAAUUAUAGAUUUAAUUACAUUCUUAAAAAUCUUAAUAAAUUUAAUAGGGAAUUAAAUAAAUAAAUGGUUGUAUUAAAGACAAGAUAAAUGGAAUACUAUUAAUGGUUUAAUUGUGUGAUUUUUUAAGUCAAAAUAUGAUAGAGAUUUGUCGCUUUGAAAUAUUAUAUAUUUUAAAGUAAGCAGGGAUUUUAAUGAAUUAAUUAAAAGAGAUGAUGGAUUAGAAAAUCAUAAUGGGGAAAUAAGAUCAUAUAAAAUUUGAAAUAGAUUUAGAAAUAUGGAAUAUAUAUCAUUCUUCUGAUAUAAGGUAUAUAAAUGAUUAUUAUAUUCUUAAGUGCAAAAUAAAUGAUUGAUGAAAUAGAGGGAGAUCGGAAUUAUAUAAGAAAGAAAUAUAUAGAUUAUUUAAAUUACAUAAAUAAUUACACAUCUGCAAAUUAUCCAGAUUAUAUUUAUUAUACAGAAUCAAUAACAAAUUUAAAUUUGACUAAAUUGAUAGAUCAUGGAUUAUACAAUGAAUAAUUAUAUUAAAAGAUAAAGUUUUUAAAGGAGGAUAAGGAGAAGGUGAGAGAUGAAAAUAUUAAAAAGAUAAUAAAUAAAAGUUUAUUAUGGAUGUAUACAGCUUAUUAAUAUGAAAAAUUAUGUUCAGGAUAGUUGAUGGAUAUAAUGAAAUUUACAUAAGCAUUAAAUAGAGAUGAUAUUGAUGGAAUGUAAGAUUGUAUAAAUUGGCCAUGAUAUAUA
Molecule: messenger RNA, 1787 nt
Organism: Paramecium sonneborni
Lineage: Eukaryota; Ciliophora; Oligohymenophorea; Peniculida; Parameciidae
Source: the annotation of a GenBank genome assembly